AUGCAGUCUAUGCGUUCGAUUUUUCUCCUCUUGCUCGCCAACACGACUGCAGGGUACCUGGUCCCAAACCCGCCUGGUAAAUACAAUGUAACUUUGACGACUGGGACCCUCGUCGACUACACCCGCAAUGGCCCUUGUACCGCAACGCCAACGCCUCGGGCAUUGAUGCUGUCAGUCUUUCAGCCUGCGACGUGCGCGUCUACUGUGCCCGUCUCCUAUAUGCCCAACAAAACCGCCGAGUACCAGGGGCCAUUCCUCCAAACGCAAUUUAACAUCUCCGCCAACCUCACACCCCUCUUCCUGGAAGCUCGUCUACCAGUGUGUCUGCACGAUUCCAGCGGCUGCUCACCCCUUGAUGACGGUCCUAUCCUGCUCCUUUCCCCUGGUUACGGUAUUCCUCGGCUCUAUUAUAGUGUCAUCGCCUCCGCCAUCGCCAGUGAGGGCUUCACAGUCAUUACCAUCGACCACCCCGAAGACGCCAACAUCAUUACCUAUCCUGAUGGCCACGUAGUCUACAACAACGGCCCGAGCAACCCUACUUCGGACGUAUACACCCGGUACCUGUACGCUCGCGUGGCUGACGCAUCUUUUAUUAUUGACCAGCUGAGCAACGCGACCGCUAUAGCCGAACUGCUUCCCCAACGCGGGCCCCGACAGUUCCCGACCGAUCGCGUCGCCAUGCUGGGACACUCUCUGGGCGGCGCCUCCGCCGUCAUCGCCGCUGGCCAGGACCGCCGCCUUCGCGGUGCGAUCGACUGGGACGGCACUCUCUUCGGCUCUCUGCCCCCGUCGGGAUUGUCCCAGCCAGUGCUAUACAUGUCUGAGGCGAACGCUACCGACCCCAGCUGGCUGGCCGCGUGGCCGCAGCUGAAGGGUCCAAAGUUGUGGGUCGCCGUCGCGAACACGACGCACGAGAGCUUCACGGAUGCGCUCACGCUGUUGCAGGCGGUCGGGCAGAACACAGCGGCUUUCGCGGAUCUGCUGGGCACGAUUGUGCCGGCUGAAUUGGUGCGGAUCCUAGCAGCGUAUACAACCGCGUGGAUGAAUGGAGCGUUCACAGGCAAGGUAGGAGGGCCGUUGCUGCAAGGGCAGGAGCCGGAAAGAUUUCCAGAGGUCUCGACCGUGAUGAAAGACAACUUUUAA
This is a messenger RNA of Cucurbitaria berberidis CBS 394.84, 1143 nucleotides long. RefSeq lists its product as uncharacterized. The coding region runs from base 1 to 1143 and encodes 380 amino acids. Gene Ontology annotation, molecular function: 1-alkyl-2-acetylglycerophosphocholine esterase activity. The record is from RefSeq and is a predicted model, not a curated record. The transcript has a single exon. NCBI's taxonomy places the organism in Eukaryota, Fungi, Ascomycota, Dothideomycetes, Pleosporales, Cucurbitariaceae.